Molecule: messenger RNA, 5168 nt
Organism: Mugil cephalus (flathead mullet)
Lineage: Eukaryota; Metazoa; Chordata; Actinopteri; Mugiliformes; Mugilidae
Exons: 7
Coding region: 1445-4891 (1148 amino acids)
Biological process (GO): regulation of transcription by RNA polymerase II
Cellular component (GO): nucleus
Molecular function (GO): protein dimerization activity; DNA binding
Source: RefSeq, a predicted model, not a curated record
CCCAUCGGACACACUGGUGAAGAGAGAAAAAAAACACAAAGAGGAUGAGAUGUCAGAUAUUACUUUAUUUACUGUUCCUUUGCCGCAGGUUGAUAAAGAAGGAUGUGACCACCUCAGAGAGGAAACAGCCGACUGUGACACAAAUCCCUAUUUUUAUAAUUCACACAUUAACUGCCUCGGAAACGUGUCACAUAAUGACCACAUGGCUGCAGCUCAGUUCUCUUUUUGUCCUCUUUCAAAAACAUCUGCGGGCUCACCCGUGAGCUGCAUCACUAAUGAAAACUAAAAAUAGCAAGGGGGCUUCCCUGGGAUCACCACAGACUAAUGCCGAGUCACAAACAUUAAGAGGAGAGCAAAUGUUUUCCAGUUAAUGGCCUCCAAAGUCAGAUCUCAGUGUACUCCAGCAUCUGUGGGAUAUGCCAGACAAACAAGUUAUUAAUAGACGCCCCACCCCACAGGACUGAAAAGAUCUGCUGCUUGUGUCUUGGUGAUGAUAACCAGCUACCUGCUAACGUUGGUGCUCAGCUAAACACGUAGCAUGCACAGCAGCUACAUCUGGAGCUUGAGCAGACUGAAUCACAACAAUGAGAUCAAAGCGAAAACAAAAAGAGCUUAAGUCGUUGGGAAAGGCUCACCAAUAAUAAUAAGCACUGUUGCAUGAGCAUACCAUCUGUUUUUCUAGUUCAUGCCUUUAUGUGUAUUGAACAUGGACUGCUGCCUUUACUGAAUGUUGAACUGCAGCAGGUCAAACUGGUUGUGGUUUUGUUAAGGGGCGGGAAACAGUUCAUUUCUCAAAGCAGCAGACGAUAAACAAUACCGAUCAAAUGAUUGUUUUGUUUACAUUUUACAAACAGCAUUAAACCUCCAGCUGUUUUAAGUUGUACCAAGACCAUUACAGAUAUCUCUGUGAGCUAUUUUUUUUUUUUUUAAUUUUCUGGGGUCAGACAUAAAUUCCUGCCAGUUUUGUGGCAGCCAGAUGUCCUCCAUAGAGAAUUUAUACAAAUUACAUGAUGGUACACUUCAGCUAAUUUCAACAAUAAAAAUGUGCAUCUUAAAUGUGCACAUAUUCUAGACUGACCUCUGCAAGAACCAUCCAAAUUGCACUGGGAUGAACCUGAGCCAGUGUUGCCGCCAGUGCAAACAUUAUACCGUGUAUUGAUAAUUACUAUUACUAUUAAUAAUACAUUAAAUUUACAUUUGAUUUAUAUAUUAUAUUAUAUUAUAUUAUAUUAUAUUAUAUUAUAUUAUAUUAUAUUAUAUUAUAUUAUAUUAUAUCCUGAGGGCUGUCAAAAUUAACGCGUUGACGCAAAUUCCACGUCGCGAUUAACGCACGCACGUUCGGGGAUUAUGAACCACCAUUCGACCCGUAGAGAUAGCGAGCAAUCCGGAAGCGUUUAAAAGAGCGCCGUGGAAAGCAAGCAGAAACAAACCUCUUUGAGCAGAAAUGGCUAAAGGAAAGCGUAUUUUGAACGGCAGUUUCACCUUCAAAGUCCUGCCAGAUGGUUCUCUGGACAAUAGCAAAGUCAUUUGCAUUUACUGUCGAUGUGAAAUGAGCUACCAUCGGAGUACGUCGAGUCUCAAAUACCACUUGCGGGCCAAGCACACCGCUGAUACAAAGGACUCCCCUCCCCCACGGCAAAGGAAAACCAGGCACACACGGGACAGUCUGCCACAAAGACGUCUGGACAGCUUCGUCGGCUUGGACCUCAACCAUGAAGACUUGUUUGAGGACGUUCCAUUUCUCCAGACAGCUUCGAACCAGAACUACGUCCCGGAUGCGGUGCUGCCACCUGGAGAGCCAUGGCUCCAUGGGGGCCCUUCCCGAGCAAUGCUGUCCCUGCCUUCCUGUCUGUGUUUACGUGGGGGCAUUGGGUCUGGAGCAUCUGGAUCUUCUGGCGAUGAGUCGACAAAUGAGAUGAAGGUGUACGCCAAGUGUCAUCUUCAGCAAGGCGUUAUGUUUGGGCCUUUUGUAGGAGAGGUUUGCCAGGGACAAAUGCCCAACAACCUCAAAUAUGCCUGGGCUAUCAGGGACGAUGCUGCUUUCAUCUAUGUGGAAGCUACUGAUGAAAACAAAUCUAACUGGAUGAGGUAUGUAACUUAUACCAGCAAUGAGGAGGAACACAACAUGGUUGUUUUCCAGUUUUAUCGCCACAUCUACUACAGGGUUUCCCAGCCCAUCUCGGAGGGAGCUGAGCUCAAAGUCUGGAUCGGCAAGGAUUACGCCACCCUCUUGGGCCUGGGGACGGGUGACAAUGUGAAAUGUGAAGUUGGAGACAAGGAGACAGCCCUGCGCCUCCUUCAAGACAUCCAGUUGGUCACCCUACCAGAGUCAAGCAGCAUUUCCCAUUGGUCAGACCAAAGCCAAUCUCAGAGCCCUAUGCCUGUCAUCAGUGAUGUGACAACGAUGUCACACCGGGAAGCAGCAAGUGAUCCAGCACUGAUGUGUGGCUCUGCCCUUACUUCAACCUCCCUGGUCUCUUUUCCAUCCCCUAACUCUCAUUUGAUGGAAAAGUACGAUUUUCUCCCUGGAACAGAAAAACUGCUCAGUAACCCAACGGCCACGCAAGCCAACCCGUGGUACUUCUUUGGAUUUGAGUCUGACCCAACCGGUAGGCCUCUGGACCGGAGUAUUGCGGUGUGCAAGCUGUGUGUGGAGCAUGUGAGCUGUGCAGGUGGAACAGUGGAUCUUCAAAACCAUCUCACCAACAAGCACCACAUCAGACCACGUGAUAACAAGGAUCGGACUCUGACUUUAGCUCAACAACGCUCUCAGCCAGCGAUGUUGACCAGUGGUUUGGUCAGCACUUUUCCUCUCCUGAUGUCUGCCCAAGUAACCGAUGCCAUCACCAACUUCCUCGUCAUGGAUCUCCAGGCUCCAGUUCUAGUAGAAGGCGAAGGCUUCAAAAAGCUGAUCCAUACACUCCUGCCCUCCUGCAAGGAGCUGCCUUCGCCUUGUCAGCUUGAGAGCCUCCUGAAAGACUACCACACCAAAGGCAAGGCGAGCCUAGCUAAACACCUGAGAAAGAAAACGGGAGGCAUUGACAACGACGAGAUAAGUGAUUACACUGCUCCACUUGACUUUGAGCCCAGAAAACGUGGCCGAGUUCCCAGCAGUCGAAAGGAAGUCACUCACUGUGUCACAUUAAGUGUAGAUAUUUGGGUCCACAAUUGGCAGGGACACACAGAGAGGUACCUCACCCUUUGGGCACACUACAUAGAUGGUAAUUUCAGUUUUCAGAACCUGGCCCUUGUAACCCAAAGACUGACCGAGACUGGAACAAAUGACCUUAGAGCAGUGGAGGCUCAGGUUAGAGUAAUGGCAAAAGAGUGGGGAAUCUUCCAGCCUAAUCUGGUGUUGCUGGGAGGAGAGGGGAAAAACAAAAUGAGGCUGGUGCCGAUAAAGAGCGAGAAGGGUGGAGAUAUCCCUCACCCAAACUCAACAACAUUUCUUGAGAGGGACGACUCUGUUUCACCUGAAGAGCCACAUGCCUUGGAGCAUGGCCAUGCUAGUGAAGGACUUUUGUCGGUCCCGUGUUUUUUCAGUGCUGUGCAGGCCUGUAUUGAGGAAGUGAUGUCACACCCCGUCAUCUCCAAAACCCUAAACCAGUUCCAGGGUAUUCUCUCCACCCUGUUCCUGCCACCUUCUCAGAACAAAGGCUCGUAUCAGCAGAGCCUAAUGCAGGGUCUGACAAAACAAGAACAAGCAGGACUGAAGUCAUGGGCUCACAGCCGGCCAACCUGGAAUACGCUCUACCCUUUAUUGAACACUCUCAUCAGAUAUAGAAGCCUUCUAUGUGACGUGAUAAAUGAAAUCAAAGACGAAGGCAUGUCAAAAGAAUGUACUGCUUCAGAGUCUUGCUCACCUGGCUUCUACCACUCAAACUCCACCUCGUACAGGUCCUCGGCAAGCAUCCUUACUUUGCAUUCUGAAUGGAAAGUUCUGGAGGAGCUGUGUUUGGUCCUCAAACCUCUUGAUGUGGCUUGUCGAACUCUUGCCAAAGAGGUCUUUCCCCGUCUGUCGCUCAUCAAACCCAUUCUCACCGGUUUGCUGUCACGCCACCUUGUGUCCCGUCCAGGCGAUCCAUCGUCCAUCUCGAAGGAGGUAAAGAGGAUGAUGCGGCAGAACUUGGCAAGAUGUUAUGACAACCCCGCUGUAAACAGGGCUCUGAGUGUGGCAUGUUCCCUGGACCCCCAGUUCCAUGGUCUUGGGUUCAUGGAGGAGAAGGAGCAGAUAGACACUUUUGAUUGGUUGAAGAAAGAGGCUGUGAGGAUUGUGAAGGAGGACAGGAGGAAGAGCCAAGGUAAGAAGCAUAGCAAGAGAAGCCCCUCUCCCGAGUCACCAGAGUCAGAGAGUGACGUCCUACGUAGAAGCAAGCGCCUCAAAGAAUCUGGCCCAAUCAACUUCAGAGAAAUUGAGGAUGUUGAGAGUGACAUAGAAGAGGCAGACGAGAGCGAGUUGGCAGACCAAAGCUCUCAGGCAGGGCUCUCUGGUAUGGAGUUUCUGCUGGGAGACCUGUUCUGCCCUGCUCCCAAGAGCAGACAGAGCUCUGUGGAGGAGUCAGUUGACAUGGAGAUGUCCGUCUUCAGGGCCGACAAGGGGGCCUCGUUGGGAGUGGAGCCCCUGCAGUGGUGGAGGACAAAGGCAGUGCAGUUUCCACUGUUGGCCAUGGUGGCCCGCACCUACCUGGCUGCUCCAGCAGUGGCAGGUAACGCUGCACAGGACUUUGUGCAGGAAGGAGUCUCAGCAGCUUUCAGGAAGAGAUCAAACAUUCCACCAGAAAAUUUGGAUGCUAUUCUUUUUCUGCAUCACAAUCACAUGCCCAAAAGUGAGAGCGUGGAGACGGCAGCUAGGAAUGAUGACAAGACCUGCGGGAGUGAAAAAGUCCAAUAAACCCUCAAACAUCCAUUUAUGUACAUAUUCUUUUGUGUCAUGUGCAUUUUGUUUUCAGUAGCGUUUGAAGGAAACCUCUCCACAAGGUUGAUCAUUUUACGGACAAGAAAUACAAUAUUUCAUCAGUUGUUGUGAUCAACUUGUGAAUCAACUUCAAUCGGACUCAUUUUAGGAGGAUUCUAGGAAAAAAAUACUGUCACGUCGUAGAUGAAAGUAGCAGAAAAAAGUUUACUCCUUGUUACUGUGGGUGUAGAAAAUAAACUGUAUUAUCCCCAAA